Molecule: messenger RNA, 3635 nt
Organism: Zootoca vivipara (common lizard)
Lineage: Eukaryota; Metazoa; Chordata; Lepidosauria; Squamata; Lacertidae
Gene: CCDC117
Product: coiled-coil domain containing 117
Source: RefSeq, a predicted model, not a curated record
GGAAAAGCGGAAGAAGCAGCGCGGGCCGGCCCCCUCGAGAGGACAAGCAGGCCCCGUAGACGCGGAGCCCCCGCGUGAAUCCGCCCCUGCGCUUCCCUGCGUGACCGAGGCGCCGGCGCCGGCGCCGGGCGAUGGCGGCCCUGCAGGGGGCCUUUCCAGGGGGAGGAGCCGCUCCCCCGCCGGCCGAGUUCCUGCCCGGCCCGCUCGCACGACCCUUCCGGCCCGCGGGGAGCGCCAUGGACGGACUGGGGGACAGCGGCGGACCGGAGGGGGUUCCCCGCCGGCUCGGCCUCUGCGCGCCGCCGCCCAGGAUCCGCGCACGGCUGCCCGCGGUGGGCCGCAGCAGCAAGAAGCGCCGCGUGGACGGAGAGCCCGACGGCUGCCCGGAGGCCAAGAAGAGGCUGGCGGAGGCGGUGCCUGCCUUGGAGGAGUGGCUCCUUGUCGCGGGCCAGCCGUCCGGCCCGGGACUCUCUCCACAGGGCCAGAGCCACCUGCCUGGCCCGCUGGACAUUCCCUGGGAAGAGAUGGAGCAGUCGGCGGGGGAGCUGCAGUGCGAGGCGGCCCGCAGGAAGCUACAGGAGAUCGAGGACAGAAUAAUUGACGAGGAUGAAGAAGAUGAGAGCACCGUUCCGACAGGGGGUGUCUGCACCCUCCCCACCUUGGUUCUUUCUGACACCCUGAAAACAGGACUGAAGAGGGAUUACGAAGGAGACCUGACGAGGCAAAUUAUCGAGUCCAUGAGCCGCCCCUCCAUGGAGCUGGUGCUUUGGAAGCCUCUCCCAGAGUUCCUCACUGAAAGGACGCCUGUUUCUGUGAAAAACUUCAAGCCGCUGAUCACAGGAAGAUGCCCCACAAAGCCAACCCAGGAAGCUGCCUUUUGCCCACAGACUGCAGUGUUUCCUGAGCAGCCUCAGCAAGAGGAGAUGCCUUCGGAACUCUAUGGCCCCCUAGGGCGCUCUGCAGGUGCAGACGAAGAGAUGGAGUUGUAGGCAAAGAAGAAGGGGCUAAGGCAGGGCUCUCCAGACAUGUUGAGACUGGACUUUUUGGGGGAGGGGACUGUGAGGACCAUAAAGAGUCUAGGGUGGAAUAGUAACAUGUCUGGAACAUGGAACAGAAGAUGCCUUCAGAGUCCCUGUAAAGAAACGUGAUGGGUAGGGUUCGUAUUUUUCCUUUUGGGUGUGACUUUUUCCUUCCCCUUUCAUGGAGUAAAAGUCAGGAUCUGAUGGUGUAGUUCUGGCUUGGACCACCCUCUAUGCCCACUGAGCUACAGGUGUUGUUCUGUUUGGAACUUCAGUGGAGGAUUUUCACCUGCUUUAAAAGGAGUCUCAGUCUUGAGUGUUUGGUUGCCUGCAUUCACUUUUACUGCUGCCCCUUGAGCUGUGUGGCUUAAGUGUUGCUGUGAGGAAAGGGAGGAGAGGGCACCUUGCAGGCAUCCUUGCCUGCUCAAGUGUGGCCUAGAAAUUGUCAAGAGGUGUGGCGGGAUAGAGAGGCCAAACCAGAGAGCUGGCUGCAGGCCUUCGUUUUGGCUGUCAGCAGCACUUUGGCCAAGAGCCAUUUCUAUUGGCUGAUCCUGCUUACUUCCCCCUUCCUCCCCAAGAUUGCUUCAUUGGGUUGAGGGAGGACAAUCUCGGCUGUCAGGACACAGUUGAUGGAUUUGGGCCAACCAUUCUCAAAACCAAUGUCAUACAAGUAUCAGCCUGCCCAGAACAGCAGCUUUAACGUUCAUUUCACCUUGUGCCUCAAUCUGAGCCAAGGCUGAUGUUGCCAGCCCUCCAGUGACAGCUGUCCGAACGCCAUAGAACACAAAGUUGCUUUCCUCUGGAAUGAUACCUCUUGUCUUUUCUCAGAAAAGCAAUUUCCUGACUGCCAGGAAGCUAAAAAGUGGUCUUUUCAUAAAUCCAGAAUUAUCUGGAAGGGCAACAUCAGCAAAACACCCUCACCUGACUUUAAAACCACUCGUUUUUUCCCGUUUUUGCUUCAUUUCCUGGAUGGUCACUUGAGUUUAUGUAUAUGUCCUUUUUGUUGUUGGUUUUUUUUAAUCAAUCCCCCCUACCCACACUCCCUGGCUUCUUCAAAACAUUAGAACAAUUGUACCUAAACAUUUACAUCUUAAUUAAGAGUGGAAACCCUGUGCAUCCACCCCCACACCCCAAUCUUGUUAAGACUGAACUGUCACCUGCAGCCAGCAGGGCUAGUGGUCAAGAGAUUGGAGAUGUAGCCUGGCAACAACUGGUGGGCCAAAGAAGUAUGAGAAAAGCAUUUAUCCCAUUGUUCUUUUCCUUUCUGUUAGUCCUCUAUAUGCAAGCAGUAGUGGCUUUUAAACUGCCCAAGUUUCAUAGGGUGGAGGGAAGGACACAAAGUGGUUAGAAUCAACUGGUCCCACUCUGGUAGCAAGCGCCUCCACAGUUGAUGUGAGAAGACGGUGAAGGCAAAAUAUCUGGCUCUGACAUUGGGUCUUCCAUUGGUCCACAUCCUUGGGAGUCAGGAGUUGGUGGUGGGUUUUUCUUCUUCAGAUGUUGCAGUUGCCAUUCAUGCAGGCUAAAUGCUGUUUAAUGAAGACUAAUUCUGUUGGUGGAAGGCUAAAAUAGGUACAGUAUAUUCCUGCGUAUAAGACUACUUUUUAACCCAGGAAAAUCUUCUCAAAAGUCAGGGGUCGUCUUAUACGCCGGGUCGUAUUUCUUAUACAGUGAGUAUAUCCCAAACUCUAUAUUUUAACUGGAAAAGUUGGGGGUCGUCUUAUACGCCCAGUCGUCUUAUACGCCGGAAUAUACGGGUAUAUAGUAUAUAAAGGAAGAAUUCCUGAAUGCCAGGAUACAGGUUUGGGACAAGUACUCUAUGGUGAGGACGCAAGCAAAGUGUGGGAAUACAGACUAUUAGACCUUUAGAAUAUGCCCUUGUGUGUUCUAAAGGACAACAUAUUUGGUAAGUUUAAAAUGGUUACCUACAAACUCUCCAAAGGUCAGAUUCAUGUGCUUUUCCAUACAGCAGCAGCAUUCAAAAAGUUGCACAGGCUGUAAAACUUGGCUUAGUUACAAAGUGGUGAAAGUUCCUAAAUUAUUGGUAUGGAAACUCAAGGGAGGUUUGUUAGAACCAUGCGGCUAAGCUGGAACACAUGCUGAGCUGUUCAGGGGGCGGGGUGGACAAAUACUUUAUUAUCUAGUCUCUCAAGGUGAGCUAAGCCUGGCAGGACAGCUUAUGUUAGCAUGUUGGUUAUGAGGCUGCUUAUCCCACAAAUACUGGUGAGAGAAGGUGAAUUCUUCUGAUUCUAGAAGUAAAUAUAUCCAGAUCACUUUUAUUUCCCAAUUCAUUUUUGCCAUGGAGACCUGUCUCUGCUUCCUCACGGGAAGAUAAUACCACACAAGUAUAGCUCAGAGGGGAAGUUCUCGGAGUUUGUUUGCUGGUCCAUCCGUUUGAAAUAAGCAACAUUGGAUUGUGGUCUGUCUUUGGUUGGACCAAAUCACAAUGUGUAUGUCAAUAAACUUUUUUAAUGUUUGUAGUAUGCUGUGGGAUGGUCUUGCUGUGUUGAGCACUGAAGGGGUGGUGGAAUAGUUGCAAGUUUCUGCUGGCCUCUGGUGAUGCAAAUCAGCAAGUGACAUUGUGUUGGCAAAAUAAAGGCACCUGCAGUUGCCGUGCAA